Molecule: messenger RNA, 741 nt
Organism: Spea bombifrons (plains spadefoot toad)
Lineage: Eukaryota; Metazoa; Chordata; Amphibia; Anura; Pelobatidae
Gene: CIMIP2C
Product: family with sequence similarity 166 member C
Exons: 4
Coding region: 116-583 (155 amino acids)
Source: RefSeq, a predicted model, not a curated record
AGGGACACGGCGUCCAGGCUUGGGCGGCAGAGCGGGGCAGCCAUUGUUUUCCGGGGCUCUUCUCCCUGCUGCUGACGGCUUGGAUUUCCCUGCAGGUCACGUUACGGGAGGGCAGAUGGCGACCAGGAGCGCCGGCACUCUCAUCACUCACAGCAAUGCCACGUACAUCCCACCUGCCCUGAUGCCCGGGUAUCGCGGACACGUUCCCACCCAGCACUUCACCUACGGAGAUACGUACGGGAACACCACGGCGCGGUGCUUUCAGGAUUUCAGAUCUUCGGCUUUGAGCAGCAGCCAGGGCCCUUAUUCUAAGGGUGGCCAGUUCCCCACAAGCCACUCCAACGACCCCGCGCUGGUCAUAGGCAACCGGUCCAGAGGUCGGGACCGAAGCCUGUACAGCCCAAGCUGCUCUAGAUACAACGUGGACUUUGACAGAACCGAAGAACUCAAGAACUUUAGAAAGGUCGCUGAAGAACAUCGUGACCAUUAUCGGGAUAAAACCGGCACCUAUCACCAGGUGGCGCACUUCAUCCUCCCCGUGAAGAACGAGGAGAUCGACCCGCUCCCUCAGCCAAGGUUUUAAGAGCCCUGAAUGAUGUAUAUUUUAAGCCCAACGGGGGUACAAGAAGCCCGGAUUCCUCCACCCCUGGUUUCCUCGCCACAACUACAGACCCUGAGCAGGCCUAAAAAACCUUUAAAAAAUCUAUAUUAAUAAAAUAAAAUAUAAAGCGAUCUUCCAAG